This is a messenger RNA of Rotaria socialis, 5850 nucleotides long. NCBI's taxonomy places the organism in Eukaryota, Metazoa, Rotifera, Eurotatoria, Philodinida, Philodinidae. The record is from the annotation of a GenBank genome assembly.
AUGGUUUACUUCAACUCUCAAAUAGCCGAUUCGAUAGCACCAUAUAGAAAUGUUCGUCGAGUACAGUUUGGAAUAUUAUCUCCCGAUGAGAUAAAACGUAUGUCAGUGACAAAUCCUCCAAUUGAACAUCCAGAAUUGAUGGAAGGAGGAAAACCUAAAGAUCGUGGUCUCAUGGAUCCACGUCAAGGUCCACCAGAUAGAAAUUCUAAAUGUAAAACAUGUGCUGGAUCAUAUAUUGAAUGUCCUGGACAUUUUGGUCACAUUGAAUUAACAAAGCCGGUUUAUCAUGUUGCUUUUCUUGCAAAAACUUUGAAAGUUUUACGUUGUGUGUGUUAUUAUUGUUCAAAAUUGCUUAUUGAUCCAAGUGAUCAAAAAAUUAUUGAUAUUAUGAAAAAAACCAAAGGACAAUAUCGUCGACGUCUUGCUUAUGUUUUUGAUGCUUGUAAAGGACAAAAAACUUGCAAAGGAAGUGAAAACCAAAAUCAAAAUGAAGUAACAACAAAAUUUUCUGGUGGUUGUGGUCGUCCUCAACCGAAAUAUCGUCGAUCUGGUUUAGAUUUAUCUAUUGAAUGGAAGGAAGCACCAGAUGAAAAUCAAGAAAGAAAAACGAAAUUAUCAGCUGAACGUGUUCUUUCAAUAUUUAAAGCUAUACCAGACCAAGUUUGUCAUCUAUUAGGAAUGGAUCCACGUCAUGCCAGACCAGAUUGGAUGAUUAUUACUGUUUUACCUGUUCCACCUAUGUGUGUUCGUCCAUCAGUAUUAGUAUUUGGUACAGCUCGUAGUCAAGAUGAUUUAACAUACAAUUUAGCAAAUAUAUUAAAAGCAAAUAAAACUUUACGUGAAGAUGAACAACGUGGUGCAGCAUCACAUAUAUUUGAUGAACAUCUUCAAUAUCUUCAAUAUCAUUGCGCAACAUUAAUUGAUAACGAUAUGCCUGGAAUGCCACAAUCAUGUCAUAAAAGCGGAAGACCACUUAAAUCAAUAAAAGCGCGUCUCAAAGGAAAAGAAGGUCGAAUUCGUGGAAAUUUAAUGGGAAAACGUGUUGAUUUUAGUGGCCGAACAGUAAUAACACCAGAUCCAAAUUUAGCAAUUGAUCAAGUUGGUGUUCCACGUUCAAUAGCACAAAACUUAACUAUACCUGAAAUAGUGACACCAUUUAAUAUUGAAUGGUUACAAGAAUUAAUUCGUCGUAAUGCAGCUAAAUAUAUCAUAUGGGAUACAGGCGAUAGAAUUGAUCUUCGUUUUCAUCCGAAACCAUCAGAUUUACAUCUACAAUGUGGUUAUAUUGUUGAAAGACAUAUGAUGGAUGAUGAUUUAGUUGUUUUUAAUCGUCAACCAACAUUACAUAAAAUGUCAAUGAUGUCACAUCGUGUUAAAGUUUUACCAUGGUCCACAUUUCGUCUAAAUUUAAGUGUAACAACACCAUAUAAUGCUGAUUUUGACGGUGAUGAAAUGAACUUACAUUUACCACAAUCAGUUGAAAGUAAAGCUGAAUUAAGUCAAUUAAUGAUGGUACCACGUUUAAUAAUAACGCCACAAUCAAAUCGUCCUGUUAUGGGUAUUGUACAAGAUACAUUAACAGCCGUUAGAAAAAUGACUAGACGUGAUGUUUUUAUUGAAAAAUGUGAUUUUAUGAAUUUAUUAAUGUAUUUACCAUCAUGGGAUGGACAUAUACCACAAGCUGCUAUUUUAAAACCAAAACCAUUAUGGACUGGAAAACAAUUAUUUUCAUUAAUUUUACCACGCGAAGUUAAUUGUGUUCGUACACAUAGUCAACAUCCCGAUGAAGAAGAUUCUGGACCAAAUAAAUGGAUAUCACCGGGUGAUACAAAAGUUUUAGUUGAAAAUGGUCGAUUAUUAUCGGGAAUCUUAUGUAAAAAAACUUUAGGAACAUCGGCUGGUUCAUUAUUACAUAUUGCUUUUAUGGAAUGUGGUCAUCAUAUUGCUGGACGUUUAUAUUAUCAUAUACAACUUGUUGUUAAUAAUUGGUUAAUGUUAGAAGGACAUUCAAUUGGUAUUGCCGAUACAAUUGCUGAUCAACAAACAUAUGAUACAAUUCGAUCAACGAUUGGAAAAGCUAAACUUGAAGUUAAUAAAGUUAUUGAAAGAGCACAUCGUGAUUCAUUAGAUCCAUCACCUGGAAAUUCAUUAAGACAAACAUUUGAAAAUAUGGUUAAUGGUCUUUUAAAUAGUGCUCGAGAUAAUACAGGUUCAUCAGCUCAAAGAUCUUUAUCAGAUUUUAAUCAAUUUAAAGCUAUGGUUGUUAGUGGAGCUAAAGGUUCGUCAAUUAAUAUAUCACAAGUUAUUGCUUGUGUUGGGCAACAAAAUGUUGAAGGAAAACGUAUUCCAUUUGGCUUUAAACAUCGAACAUUGCCACAUUUUAUUAAAGAUGAUUAUGGACCUGAGGCAAAAGGUUUUGUUGAAAAUUCUUAUUUACAAGGUUUAACGCCAGUUGAAUUCUACUUUCAUGCUAUGGGUGGACGAGAAGGUCUUAUUGAUACUGCUGUUAAAACAGCUGAAACUGGUUAUAUACAAAGACGAUUAAUUAAAGCUAUGGAAUCUGUUAUGGUUAAAUAUGAUGGUACUGUCAGAAAUCAAAUCGAACAAUUAAUUCAGUUUACAUAUGGAGAAGAUGGUCUUGCUGGAGAAAAUGUUGAAUUUCAAUCGAUUAUUUCGUUAAAACCAUCAAAUCAUUUAUUUGAGCGUUUAUGUAAAUUUGAUUUAUCAUCGGGAGAAAAAUAUUUAAGAAAAUUUUUAACUGAUGAUGUUAUUAGAGAUUUAUAUACAAAUGAAUCAUUACAAUUAUUAGAUGAUGAAUGGAAACAAUUGAAUGAUGAUAGAUUAAAUCUUCGACAAAUAUUUCCCACUGGUGAUACAUCAAAAAUUGUUUUACCUUGUAAUUUAGAACGAUUAAUUUAUAAUGCCAAAAAAACUUUUUCGAUUUCAAAUCGAACACAAUCAAAUCUAUCACCAAUGCAAGUCAUUCAAGGUUUACAAAAAUUAACACAACGUCUUAUUAUUGUUAAAGGUGAUGAUCGUUUAUCACAUGAAGCUCAACAUAAUGCAACAAUGUUAAUGAAUAUUUUAUUACGUUCAUCGUUAUCAUCACGUCAAGUUCUUGAAAUUCAUCGUUUAACCGAUGAAGCAUUCAAUUGGCUUUGUGGUGAAAUUGAAACACGUUUUCAACAGGCACAAGUUCAAGCUGGUGAAAUGAUUGGAGCAUUAGCUGCACAAUCACUGGGUGAACCAGCAACACAAAUGACAUUGAAUACAUUUCAUUAUGCUGGUGUAUCAGCUAAAAAUGUAACACUGGGUGUUCCACGUCUUAAGGAAAUAAUAAAUGUUUCAAAAAAACCUAAAACACCAUCACUAACUGUUUAUUUAACUGGUCAAGCAACAAAUGAUGCUGAACAAUGUAAACAAGUUUUAUGUCGUCUUGAACAUUGUACAUUAAGAAAAGUAACUGCUAAUACAGCUAUUUAUUAUGAUCCUGAUCCUCAAGAAACAGUUAUUAGUGAAGAUCAAGAAUGGGUUAAUACGUAUUAUGAAAUGCCUGAUCAAGAUAUAACGAAUAUAUCACAAUGGUUAUUAAGAAUUGAAUUAGAUAGAAAACGUAUGACCGAUAAAACGUUAUCAAUGGAACAAAUAUCAGAAAAAAUUUGUCAAGGUUUUGGUGAUUGUCUUAAUGUUAUUUUUAAUGAUGAUAAUGCUGAAAAACUUGUUUUACGUAUUCGUACUGUUGAUCAAACAAAAUCAUCGAUGACAGACGAAUCAGAAGAUACCACACGAAUGGAUGAUGAUACAUUUCUUCGUUGUUUAGAAUCAUCAAUGCUUUCUGAUUUAACAUUACAAGGUAUUGAAGCCAUUUCAAAAGUUUAUAUGGUUAAUCCAAAAGCAGAUGAAUCAAAGAAACGUAUUCAAAUAUCAGAGAAUGGUGAAAUUGAAAGAAUUGCUGAUUGGAUGUUAGAAACUGAUGGAACUUCAUUAAAAAAGGUUUUGUCAACGAAAGAUGUUGAUUCGCGUCGAACAUUUACAAAUGAUGUUGUAGAAAUAUUUGAUGUUCUUGGUAUUGAAGCUGUUAGAAAAGCUAUUGAACGUGAAAUGAAUCAUGUGAUUUCAUUUGAUGGUUCAUAUGUGAAUUAUCGCCAUUUAGCUUUAUUAUGUGAUGUUAUGACAACAAAAGGACAUUUAAUGGCCAUAACAAGACAUGGAAUUAAUAGACAAGAUGUUGGACCUAUAAUGAGAUGUUCGUUUGAAGAAACUGUUGACGUUUUAAUGGAAGCUGCUGCACAUGCCGAACAAGACCCAUUGAAAGGUGUUUCAGAAAAUAUUCUUCUUGGACAAUUAGCAAAGAUUGGUACUGGAUCAUUUGAUUUAUUGUUAGAUGUUGAAAAAUGUUCAUCAGCUAUGGAAUUGCCAAUGAAUUUCGCUCAAGAUACAAUGAAUGAUAUGAUGCUUGGUCCGGCAAGAAAAGAAUUCGACGAACGUAAUAGACCGGGCAUUGCAACGCCUUGGAUUAAUUCAUUGUCAACAACACCAUCACAUUGGCCAUCAACACCAGCACAAAUGACACCCAUGAUACAUGGAGGAUUUUCACCAUCAGCUAAUUCUGAUACAAUUGGCUUUUCUCCAGCUUAUUCACCUGCUUAUCCAUCGUCGCCUGGAAAUAUGUCACCAUCACCAUAUACAAAUGUUCCAUCACCAUUAUCACCAUCAAACUAUCCUCCACAAUCACCGGGCAAUUAUGACGUUAGAUCACCAAACUAUUCGCCUAAUUCGCCAACUUAUUCUCCAACAUCACCAAGAUAUUCAUCAAAUGAUAUUUAUGGACAUAAAUCAUCUCAUUACAGUCCUACAAGUCCUUCUUACAGUCCAGUAACAAGUCCAACAUAUUCAGCAACUGGUGGAAAACAAGGUUCAACAUCUCCAUUCUACUCUCCAACAAGUCCAUCAUAUAGUCCAACAUCUCCUUCAUAUUCACCAAAUCGUUCAUAUUCUCCAACCUCACCAACAUAUUCAGUUCGAAGUCCAUCGUUAAAUAAUCAAUCAAAUGCAAAUCAAGGAAAUUAUCGUACAUCACCGAAAUAUAGUCCAACAAGUCCGAGUUAUUCUCCAUCAUCUCCAUCAUAUUCUCCAACAAGUCCAGGUUAUUCUCCAUCAUCACCUGGUUAUUCUCCAUCAAGUCCACGUUAUUCGCCAUCAUCACCUGGCUAUUCAACGCAUGGUCCAUCACCAAAAUAUUCUCCAUCAUCGAAAUAUUCUCCUCAAAGUCCAUCAUAUUCACCGUCGAGUCCUUCAUAUACUCCAACAAGUCCAUCAUAUAGUCCAACAUCACCCACAUACAGUCCAACAUCUCCAACUUAUUCUCCUCAAUCUCCAUCAGGUCCAUCAACACCUUCAUACAGUCCAACAUCUCCAACAUACAGCCCAACAUCACCAACAUAUUCUCCAAGUGGACAUGGUGGAAGUAGCGCAUCACCAACAUAUUCUCCAACGUCACCAACAUAUUCACCAAGUUCUCCUCAAUAUUCUCCAACAUCUCCACAAUAUUCUCCAAGUUCACCAGUUUAUAAACCUUCAGGCAAUCAAUCCGGCUAUACAUCAUCACUUUCACCAACAUCACCUCAAUACAGCCCAACAUCACCAACAUAUUCACCAUCCCAAUCAUCACCGCGUUAUAGUCCAACAUCUCCAAUUUAUAGUCCAAAUAUUGGUUCACCUCGUUAUAGUCCAACAUCUCCUCAAUAUUCUCCUCAAUCUCCUGCAUCAUCAACAAUAUCAUCAUCGAUAUCAUCACCACGUAAUAAUGAUGAUGACGAUUUAAAUGACAAUGGAGAUCUUAUGGAUUAA